AUGCCUCAGGACCGGUUCUGUGAUGCCAACCGGUUCAUGCGGGACCGGAAAAGAGCAAGGCGUCAAUUUGAUACAGCCAGUCUCAAGGUGUUCAUCCGUGAACAGAUCGAUUUUCUGGGGUAUAUGGACAAGGAGAUUAUUGACGAGGAAAAGGCUCAGAUGGGCGUGUUUGAUGACAGCCACCUUCGCUCAGAGGAACUAAACAGCAAUGGCACAUGA
Penicillium robsamsonii is the source of this 219-nucleotide messenger RNA. RefSeq lists its product as uncharacterized. The coding region runs from base 1 to 219 and encodes 72 amino acids. Lineage: Eukaryota; Fungi; Ascomycota; Eurotiomycetes; Eurotiales; Aspergillaceae. The transcript has a single exon. The record is from RefSeq and is a predicted model, not a curated record.